AUGGGGGCUACGAAUCAGCUUUUUGGUCUUGAGGCAAGAGUGAUCCGAGAGGUGGAGAUGAGCAGACGUUCUCCAACUGUUCCAAGUGGCGAAGAAUUGAUGCAAAGCAAUGAAGGCCGGACUGUGGAGCCAGACGGGGAUACAGGCCGGACUGUGGAGCCAGACGGGGAUACAGGCCGGACUGUGGAGCCAGACGGGGAUACAGGCCGGACUGUGGAGCCAGACGGGGAUACAGGCCGGACUGUGGAGCCAGACGGGGAUACAGGCCGGACUGUGGAGCCAGACGGGGAUACAGGCCGGACUGUGGAGCCAGACGGGGAUACAGGCCGGACUGUGGAGCCAGACGGGGAUACAGGCCGGACUGUGGAGCCAGACGGGGAUACAGGCCGGACUGUGGAGCCAGACGGGGAUACAGGCCGGACUGUGGAGCCAGACGGGGAUACAGGCCGGACUGUGGAGCCAGACGGGGAUACAGGCCGGACUGUGGAGCUGCCAAUCAGAUGUACAAUAUAUAAGAAAUAUUGA
This is a messenger RNA of Procambarus clarkii (red swamp crayfish), 525 nucleotides long. The record is from RefSeq and is a predicted model, not a curated record. Lineage: Eukaryota; Metazoa; Arthropoda; Malacostraca; Decapoda; Cambaridae.